CAUGAACUGAGCAAAUGAGACAGAAAGAUGGCCCUAUUGAUUACAGUAGUUACUUGCUUCAUGAUUAUUCUUGAUACCUCCCAGUCUUGUCAUACCCCAGAUGACUUCGUGGCUAUCACUUCUCCUGGACAUAUCAUGAUUGGUGGCUUGUUUGCCAUUCAUGAAAAAAUGUUGUCCUCAGAUGACCAUCCCAGACGACCACAAAUCCAGAAAUGUGCUGGCUUUGAAAUAUCAGUGUUUCUUCAAACUCUGGCUAUGAUACACAGCAUUGAGAUGAUCAAUAAUUCAACACUGUUAUCCGGAGUCAAGCUGGGAUAUGAAAUCUAUGACACUUGUACCGAAGUCACAGCAGCAAUGGCUGCCACUCUGAGGUUCCUCUCAAAAUUCAACUGCUCUAGAGAAACUGUGGUCUUUCAGUGUGACUAUUCCAGCUACAUGCCAAGGGUCAAGGCUGUCAUAGGUGCUGGCUACUCUGAAACAUCCAUCGCGGUCUCAAGGAUGCUGAACUUACAGCUCAUGCCACAGGUGAGUUAUGAAUCCACUGCAGAAAUCCUGAGUGACAAGAUCCGCUUUCCUUCAUUUUUACGGACUGUGCCUAGUGACUUCUACCAAACUAAAGCAAUGGCCCACCUGAUCCGACAAUCGGGAUGGAACUGGAUUGGUGCCAUAACAACCGAUGAUGAUUAUGGAAGACUAGCUCUCAACACAUUUGCAAUACAGGCUGCUGAAAACAAUGUGUGCAUUGCCUUCAAAGAGGUUCUGCCAGCCUUCCUCUCAGAUAAUACCAUUGAAGUGAGAAUUAACCAGACUCUGGAGAAGAUCAUUGCAGAAGCCCAGGUUAAUGUCAUUGUGGUGUUUCUGAGAAAAUUCCAUGUUUUCAAUCUCUUCACGAAAGCCAUUGAAAGGAAAAUAAGUAAGAUCUGGAUUGCUAGUGAUAAUUGGUCAACCGCUACCAAGAUUAUCACCAUCCCUAAUGUUAAGAAGCUUGGCAAAGUGGUGGGGUUUGCCUUUAGGAGAGGAAAUACGUCUUCUUUCCAUUCUUUUCUUCAAACUCUGCAUAUGUACCCCAAUGACAAUAACAAACCCCUACAUGAAUUUGCCAUGCUCGUUUCUGCCUGUAAAUACAUCAAAGACGGUGAUUUGAGCCAAUGCAUAUCCAACUAUUCUCAGGCAACUUUGACCUAUGACACUACCAAGACCAUUGAAAACCACUUAUUCAAGAGAAAUGAUUUCCUCUGGCAUUAUACUGAGCCGGGACUCAUUUAUAGCAUUCAGCUUGCAGUGUUCGCCCUUGGUCAUGCCAUCCGGGAUCUGUGCCAAGCUCGAGACUGCAAGAAACCCAACGCCUUUCAGCCAUGGGAGCUACUUGCCGUGCUGAAAAACGUGACAUUCACUGAUGGAAGGAAUUCAUUUCACUUUGAUGCCCACGGGGAUUUAAAUACUGGUUAUGACGUGGUGCUCUGGAAGGAGACCAAUGGCCUCAUGACUGUCACAAAGAUGGCAGAAUAUGACCUGCAGCGUGACGUCUUCAUCACCACAAACCAAGAAACAAAACAUGAAUUCAGGAAACUUAAGCAAAUUCUAUCUAAAUGCUCCAAGGAAUGCAGCCCUGGUCAAAUGAAGAAAGCCACAGGAAGCCAACACAGCUGUUGCUAUGAAUGUGUGAGCUGCCCAGAAAACCACUACAGUAAUGAGACAGAUAUGGAUCACUGCCUUUUAUGCAACAAUGAAACCCACUGGGCCCCAGUAAGGAGCACUACCUGCUUUGAAAAGGAAGUGGAGUAUCUGGACUGGGAUGACUCCUUGGCUCUCCUCCUCAUUGCCCUCUCCCUACUUGGAAUCGCCUUUGUUCUGGCCAUUGGCAUAAUAUUUACAAGAAACCUGAAGACACCUGUCGUGAAAUCAUCUGGAGGAUUAGUGGUCUGCUACGUGAUGCUCAUCUGCCACGCCCUUAACUUUGCCAGCACAGGCUUUUUUAUUGGAGAACCACAAGACUUUGCGUGCAAGACCAGGCAGACCUUAUUUGGUGUGAGCUUUACUCUCUGUGUCUCCUGUAUUUUGACCAAGUCCCUGAAAAUUUUGCUAGCUUUCAGUUUUGACCCCAAGCUGACAAUGUUCCUGAAGUGCCUUUAUAGGCCUGUUCCCAUUGUUCUUACCUGCACGGGCAUUCAAGUGGUCAUUUGCACUCUUUGGCUGGUGCUGGCAGCACCUAGUGUGGAAGAGAAUAUCUCCUUGCCUAGAGUCAUUAUCCUGGAAUGUGAGGAGGGGUCAGCACUGGCAUUUGGUACCAUGCUGGGCUACAUCACAGUUCUGGCCUUCAUUUGCUUUGUAUUUGCAUUCAAGGGGAGGAAACUUCCUGAGAAUUACAACGAAGCCAAGUUCCUGACCUUUGGGAUGCUGAUUUACUUCAUAGCUUGGAUCACAUUCAUCCCUGUCUAUACUACCACAUUCGGCAAGUAUUUGCCCGCCGUGGAGAUUAUAGUCAUUCUGAUAUCCAAUUAUGGGAUUCUCUGCUGUAUAUUCUUCCCCAAGUGCUACAUUAUUCUUUGCAAGCAGAAGACUAACACCAAAUCAGCCUUCCUCCAGAUGGUUUACAACUACUCUGCUCACAGUGUGGACAGCCUUGCCUUGAGUCAUGUUUCCCUGGACUCCACCAGCUACGAUACUGCAACAACCAAUCAGAGCCCUGGUAACAAGAUGACAGCCUGUCAGAACGACAACCAUCUUCCUGCACAAGUGCUCCCACACACAGGCACGGCAAAGACUAUCAAAGCGUCUAAAACUUUGCGUCAGAAAAGAAGUUCAAGUAUAUGAUUGAGUUCCUAGGAGACGCUGUGAUCCCCAGUGAGAUGUUUC
This is a messenger RNA of Mus musculus (house mouse), 2856 nucleotides long. RefSeq names its product G protein-coupled receptor, family C, group 6, member A (gene Gprc6a). Lineage: Eukaryota; Metazoa; Chordata; Mammalia; Rodentia; Muridae. Bases 28 to 2814 code for a protein of 928 amino acids. The transcript is spliced from 6 exons. The record is from RefSeq and is marked validated. Gene Ontology annotation, cellular component: membrane; plasma membrane. Gene Ontology annotation, biological process: G protein-coupled receptor signaling pathway; response to amino acid. Gene Ontology annotation, molecular function: G protein-coupled receptor activity.